AUGGACCUGAGGCAGGGGUGUUCUUUCGGCAGAUACUACCCCGGUCCAUUUCAAGGCUAUGAGCACAGCAAGCGCAGACACCAGCAGCCAGCGCCAGGAUCUUAUCCUCAGAGCUUCCAGCUUCAGCAAAUAGAGUUUCUCAAGGGGCGGCUCCCAGAAGUGCCCCUCAUUGGAAAGCAGGCACCACCACCACCGUCACCCCUCCUCCCUGAACCCUGGCCACGGUUUCCAGGACCACCUGCCCGAGGCUGGCAGCCGGAGAUCUGGGGUGUCCCCAGGGGUGUGCCUCUCAGACGCCAGGUACGCCCCAGAGGAUUCUGGCCUCCUUCCCCUCGCGGCGGGGCUCUGCCCUGGGGAGGUAUUGAUAGGCUGUCCUCACGUUUCCAGGCACUGAGCAUCGGCCAGGAUCAGGAACAGAGGGUCUUAGAGCUCCUGCAGGAGCUUGGCGAAGGGAAGGCCACCACAGCACAUGACCUGGCUCGGAAGCUCCAGGCCCCAAAGAAGGAAAUCAACCACAUCUUAUACUGCCUGGAAGGCAGGGGUGUGCUGCACAGGGAGGCGGGAACGCCCCCUUUGUGGAGAAUCGCAGCUCCCGUUCAGGCUCUGAACCAGCACAGCCAAGUAGCGACAGCAGACGGCUGGAGCCAGGGAGCCCCAAACCCAGGCCCCAGCUGGGAAACCGCAGGCAGGAGCCCCGCGUCCGACUCGGAGGACCCCCCUGAGCCUGCAGACAUGGCCGAGAUCAAGGAAGACAUCUGCAACCACCUGUUUGACGUGGUCAAGUCCUCCGCCCUGAAUUUGGCUAAAAAUAUCGGCCUCUCGAAAGCCCGCGAUGUCAACGCCGUACUGAUUGACUUGGAAAGGCAGGGGGACGUGUACAGGGAAGGGACAACCCCUCCAAUCUGGUACCUGACGGACAAGAAGCGAGAGAGAAUACAAAUGAAGAGAAGUACGAACAGUGUUCCCGACGCCACGCAAGCUGCUAUCCCUGAGACCAAAACAGACGCAGAGCUCCCCGCCUGUAACUCACCCACGCCAGAUGCCUCAAGCGAAGCCGCACCAGAUGCCUCAAACGAAGCCGCCACAGAAAAAGUGGAGAAUGGGCAGGAGCCGGUCGUCAAGGCAGAAAGUAGGCCACCGGUCUCGCCAGAACCAGUGAAACCGAAACCACCUGUUUGUGACAAUGGCCCCUCAAAACCUGGGUAUGUGGACUUUGAGAAUGGCCAGUGGGCCACAGAUGACAUCCCAGAUGACUUGAAUAGUAUCCACACAGCCCCAGGUGAGUUUCGAGCCAUCAUGGAGAUGCCCUCCUUCUACAGCCAUGGCUUGCCACGGUGUUCACCCUACAAGAAACUGACUGAGUGCCAGCUGAAGAACCCCAUCAGCGGGCUGUUAGAAUAUGCUCAGUUCGCUAGUCAGACCUGUGAGUUCAACCUCAUAGAGCAGAGUGGACCACCCCAUGAACCUCGAUUUAAAUUCCAAGUGGUCAUCAGUGGCCGAGAGUUCCCCCCGGCUGAAGCUGGCAGCAAGAAAGUGGCCAAGCAGGAUGCAGCCAUGAAAGCCAUGACCAUCCUGCUCGAGGAAGCGAAAGCCAAGGACAGUGGAAGACCCGAAGAAUCCUACUACUCUUCCCUCGAGAAAGAGGCAGAGAAGACUGCAGAGUCCCCGUCCACCACCCCUUCAGCAACUUCCUUCUUAUCUGGGAAGAACCCCGUCAGUACAUUGCUUGAGUGUGUGCACAAGUUGGGGAGCUCCUGCGAAUUCCGCCUCCUAUCCAGAGAAGGCCCUGCCCAUGACCCCAAGUUCCAGUACUGUGUUGCAAUGGGAAACCACACUUUCCCCACCGUGAGUGCCCCCAGCAAGAAAGCGGCCAAGCAGAUGGCUGCCGAGGAAGCCAUGAAGGCCCUGCACGAGGAGGCCACCAACUCGGCAUCUUCUGAUAACCAGUCCGGAGGUACCAGCACAGAGUCAUUCGAGAACUUGGAAUCGAUGAUGCCCAACAAGGUCAGGAAGAUCGGCGAGCUCGUCAGAUACCUGAACACCAACCCGGUGGGCGGCCUGUUGGAGUACGCCCGCUCCCACGGCUUCGCGGCCGAGUUCAAGCUGGUUGACCAGUCCGGACCUCCUCACGAGCCCAAGUUUGUUUACCAAGCAAAAGUUGGGGGUCGCUGGUUCCCAGCCGUCUGCGCGCACAGCAAGAAACAAGGCAAGCAGGAGGCAGCGGACGCCGCCCUCCGCGUCCUGAUUGGGGAGAACGAGAAGGCAGAGCGCAUGGGUUUCACAGAGGUAACCCCAGUGACAGGGGCCACUCUCAGAAGAACUAUGCUCCUCCUCUCGAGGUCCCCAGAUGCACAGCCAAAGACACUCCCUCUCACUGGCAGCACCUUCCACGACCAGAUAGCCAUGCUGAGCCACCGGUGCUUCAACGCGCUCACCAACAGUUUCCAGCCCUCCUUGCUGGGCCGCAAGAUCCUGGCUGCCAUCAUCAUGAAGAAAGACUCCAAAGACCUGGGAGUCGUGGUCAGCCUGGGGACAGGCAAUCGCUGUGUGAAAGGAGACUCCCUGAGCCUGAAGGGCGAGACCGUCAACGACUGCCACGCGGAGAUCAUCUCCCGCAGGGGCUUCAUCAGGUUUCUCUACAGCGAGCUGAUGAAGUACAACCCCCAGACGGCGAAGGACAGCAUAUUUGAGCUCGCGAAGGGAGGGAAAAGGCUGCAGAUCAAGAAUACCGUGUCGUUCCACCUCUACAUCAGCACGGCCCCGUGUGGGGAUGGCGCGCUCUUCGACAAGUCCUGCAGCGACCGCGCGGUGGAGAGCACAGACCGCCACUACCCCGUCUUCGAGAACCCCAAGCAAGGCAAGCUCCGCACCAAGGUGGAGAACGGGGAAGGCACCAUCCCAGUGGAGUCCAGCGACAUUGUGCCCACGUGGGACGGCAUUCGGCUCGGGGAGAGACUCCGCACCAUGUCCUGCAGCGACAAGAUCCUCCGCUGGAACGUGCUCGGCCUGCAAGGGGCACUGUUGACCCACUUCCUGCAGCCCGUGUACCUCAAGUCAGUCACACUGGGUUACCUUUUCAGCCAAGGGCAUCUGACUCGUGCCAUUUGCUGUCGUGUGACGAGAGAUGGGAGUGCGUUUGAGAAUGGACUGCGCUAUCCCUUUGUUGUCAACCACCCCAAGGUUGGCCGGGUCAGCGUCUAUGAUUCCAAAAGGCAGUCCGGGAAGACCAAGGAGACGAGCGUCAACUGGUGUUUGGCUGACGGCUACGACCUGGAGAUCCUGGACGGCACCAGGGGCACCGUGGACGGGCCACGGAAUGAACUGUCCCGGGUCUCCAAAAAGAACAUUUUCCUCCUAUUUAAGAAGCUCUGCUCCUUCCGGGGCCGCAGGGAUCUACUUAAACUCUCCUAUGGUGAGGCCAAGAGGGCUGCCCGUGAAUACGAGAUAGCCAAGAACCACUUCAAAAAAGGCCUGAAGGACAUGGGCUAUGGGAACUGGAUAAGCAAACCUCAGGAGGAAAAGAAUUUCCACCUCUGCCCAGUAUAGUGGGACCGGCCUGGCGGCGGCGGGCGUGUCACGGGCGAGAGGCAGGGCGUAGCAUUCCUCGUAUUAGCCAAGGGUUUUGUUUUUUUAAUUUUUCUUUUAUUUUCUCCUUCCCUUUUUUUUUUUUUUUAAUGGAACCACAAUUGGUGGUACUGAGACCUCGGGUUCCUAUUUAUCCUGCUUUCUUUGGGAAUACCAGGCCAGGUCUCACCAGGCCCCUUCCCUUUUCCCAAGCAAAGAGGUAGGGACGUGAGGGGAGAGAAAAGGGGUCUCUCUCCUUCGACCAGCGCGGAAGCCGUCACUGAGCACCGCAGCCCGUUUCCUCCUCAGUUGUUGGGGGUUCCCAUUUCCUGCCCCUCAGUGUGCGGCCCUGGCCUCUUGAGGUCUUGAUUAGGUUCCAGUCAACUCUGUGAGUCACAUCAGGAACUGAUUUCAUUUGCGGAUUCUGCAAGCCCCUCCGCCCUGUCGAUUCCUUCCUGUGGUCAAGUUUCUCAUUUUCCUCCAAGAGGGUAAAGAGGAGACGUCUCUAAGCGCAGGAGGAGAGCCCUGCGGCCCCGGAAGGAGCAGAGCUUCUUAGAGCCAGCUGAGGGAGGUGCAGCUAGCAGACCGUUUCCCAGGGAGCUCAGGCCCCGGGGAGCAGGCAGGCUCCCAGCUGCCCCUCCUACAGCAUUCCUAGGAAUGCGCCUGCCGUGGGGGUGAGGGCCUCGGGGCAGAUCGCCUCGGACUCGGCAGGAACAAGGCAGAAAGUGACCUGGUCACAGCACUCUUCCACCCGCAGGGCUCCCUUGACAGCCACACCCAGGGAAGCUCAUGGAGCCGCGGGUGGAUUAGGAGUCUGUAGAAGAAUGCCCUAAGAGUCGGGUCUUAGCUGCUACAGAUAACCUGCACAGAUUUAGAUUCAGAUGUAAUUUUUCAAGUGCUUUUGUUCUGCCGGGAGAGCUUCAGAAGGUCGUUGGGGGCAGGUCACAGGGGACCUUAGGGGACACAGGACUGCAGCUGUAGAUGGAGGGCAGGUUGUCUGCAGAUCCUGUGAGGUGGAGCCCCGGGUCUACACCUCAAGCUAAUGACGCCUGUGGUCAGAGCCGUCGGCCUCCCUCUGGGCCCAUGUCAGGCGGAUGUACAUGCUCCAGAGAAGCACAGAGGCCCUGCCACUCAGCCCGGAGCCGGCUCUUCCUCUAGAGCAAGCAUGUCAAACGCGUGUUUGAGGCAUGCGGCCCGUGGGCCACGAGUUUGACAGGCUUGCUCUAGAGGGUCCCUCAAUCUUUACCUGUGAACAUGCUGAGCCAGCAGCCUCACACCACCUUUCACCCUCCCUCGCCCCACACUACUGACUAGUGAACUCCCAUCGGUCCCGCCUCUUCAGCAAUGGAUACAUCUACAUUCACACUUUUCUUGUGGCUACUGUUCCCCAAGAUUGACCAAAUGCGAAAACCCAAGUUUCAUGAUGCACUAAGGACGUCUCCAUGGGAGCUGGCAGGGGAGCAGUGCUGUCCUCCGGAGGGAGGCGCCUGCCCGCCCCGGCCCUGUGACAGCUGAGGGCACAGGGGUCAGUCCUGCCUCGGAGGCAGCCAACCUGGUUCUUGAGGCUGAAGCGCGGCGCCCACUGUGCCUCUGAACCUGAGCCCCUCUGGGCACUGGGGCCUCCUGCAGAGCAAGGGGCUCUCCAAAGACCAGAGCCCCGCUCACCCAGGCUCUCGUCUGGCAGCCGUGCAGUGUUUGGUUUCUGCUGUAGGAAGAGAGCCAGGCACCUGACCCCCGUGUCUGCUGGAAACAACCCUGUCAGCCCUGCAGGGCCGCAGCCCGUGCCCCUCGGGGUCACAGCACAGGAGGCAGAGCCCUGCCUGGAGUGUUCUCACCUUCUGUCCAAUCUUUGUUUCUAAUAAGCAGGACCCCCUUCCCCCUCCCCCUUUUUUUAAAAAUGAUUUUGUAGUUGAUUUGUCUGAACCGUGGCUUUUGUGCAUUCCUGGAAUAAUCACUUGUAAAAACUGUCGCUGCUUGACGCUGUUUCCUUUACUCCCUCGGAAGAGACUGUCGGGUUUUGGGGUCGUAGCAGUGACUCCAAGAGCAGAGCGGGCAGAGCCCGAGCCUGGACUCGGGUGCCAUCGGCUGCAGUUUUUAAAUUCCGCUUUUAUGUGUCUCCCUGAUCCGUGACUAACAUUAUACAUUCCUUCUAAAGAAAUAAAGAUUCUGAAUUGGUAGAAAA
Messenger RNA from Myotis lucifugus (little brown bat), 5746 nucleotides. RefSeq names its product adenosine deaminase, RNA specific (gene ADAR). The record is from RefSeq and is a predicted model, not a curated record. Gene Ontology annotation, molecular function: double-stranded RNA binding; tRNA-specific adenosine deaminase activity; double-stranded RNA adenosine deaminase activity. The transcript has 15 exons. NCBI's taxonomy places the organism in Eukaryota, Metazoa, Chordata, Mammalia, Chiroptera, Vespertilionidae. Gene Ontology annotation, biological process: RNA processing; adenosine to inosine editing. Gene Ontology annotation, cellular component: cytoplasm; nucleolus. Bases 1 to 3546 code for a protein of 1181 amino acids.